GUCAUUUUUUGAGAUUUGACAGAGAUUUGAGAUGCAUUUGAGCAUUUGAGUCUAUGAUUGGUCUAUGAUUGAGUUUUCGUGAAGAGCGAAUUUCCAUUAGUUAUUUUAGGAAAAGCCAAAAUUUUCACGUGAUAUUUUCCAUAAAAAUUGUAACAGUCAUGUCCACUUCGAAAUCCAGCACGUCGAUUUGUAGCAAAUUAGGACUUAAACCAAUUACAUCACAAAAUUUGCUUUUUUAUUAUGCACCGGCACAAGGAAUUCUCAGUUACACAGCUUUAUCAGUAAAUGUUAUGAACCCAUCUUUAGUAUUGAGGAUAUUUCCAAAAAGGGAUAUCACCAACAUACUAUUGUUUAAUACACUUGUUGGUUCUGGGUUAUAUUUAUAUAACAAACCCCAUUUAAGCUCGUUGUCCACCAAGGAGAAAGUGUUAUAUAGUGCGUUUGGUGCUGCUACGUUCUCAUUAGGUUCAGUAUUAAUCUGGGCAAUUAUCAGAAGUGUAGUACCUGAAAACGUUGCUCUUUGUACAGCAUGCGGAGUAGGAUCUGGGCUCGCAUUGAUUAAAAUUGGCAAAAGCUAUGUAGAAACAGUAGACAGUUUGGUCCCUAGUAAACCAUAAGCUAUGUAUUUAUUGUACUAAUUGAUAUUUAAUAAUUUGUUAAACAUUAUUGUAGUCAUCAGUACUGUGUGAUUAAUAAAGUUGAUUUUUUAUUUUAGA
Sitophilus oryzae (rice weevil) is the source of this 716-nucleotide messenger RNA. RefSeq lists its product as uncharacterized. Bases 159 to 617 code for a protein of 152 amino acids. The transcript has 3 exons. The record is from RefSeq and is a predicted model, not a curated record. Lineage: Eukaryota; Metazoa; Arthropoda; Insecta; Coleoptera; Curculionidae.